This is a messenger RNA of Meloidogyne enterolobii, 908 nucleotides long. The record is from the annotation of a GenBank genome assembly. NCBI's taxonomy places the organism in Eukaryota, Metazoa, Nematoda, Chromadorea, Rhabditida, Meloidogynidae.
UCCCCUCCCCCCUCAAAUUUUCUUGAAAUACCAAACUGUUGUUCCAACCAGAUAUGGGGGAAACUCCAAAAAAAUUUUUUUGAACCAAACGCGACGAAAAUAAAAAAAAACAUUUUGGUUAACGAAACGAAGCAUUCGAAAUUUAACAGAACUAAGCGUCUCGCCCGUGUUUAUGUUAGUAUUUUAAGCUUCUGGUAUUAUAAGAUGACCGAAUCAUUUUAUAAUGGGUAUUCUAGGAUUUGACUGUUUUUUUAAAUUUAAUCUUUUUCUAGAAAAUGAAUUCUUCCAAAAUUUUAAAUUUAAAAAAUGAGGAAGAAGAAGAAGAAGAAAAUGAUCAAGACGAGGAAGAAGAUCUAGAGGAGGAAGAAGAUGAGGAUGAGGAGGAAGAAUGGUCAUUGAACGAUGAAAAAGAUUUUUUGAGAACUUUGGGUGCAUUAAAAUCUCGUGAUCCUGAAAUUUAUCAAACUGAAGUUAAAUUUUUUAAAGAGAAGGAAAAAGAUGAACAGGAGAAGAUAAAGAGUAAUGAAUCAUCCAAAAAUAAUUUAUCAAAAAAUUUACAACAAUCAAAAAUGACUUUAAAAGAAUAUGAACAAAAAUUAAUAAUUGAAAGAGGAGGUAAAUUAAGUGAAGAUGAGGAGGAAGAGGAAGAAGAAAAUGGAGAAAUUUAUAAGGAUGAAUUAACUAAUGGACUGAAUAAAAAUGAUUGGGAAUUGAAAAAUGAAUUUAAGAAGGCUUUAAUUUCUGAUAAUGAAAGUGACGAUGAUGGGGAUUUGUUAAAAAAGAGGAUAAAAACUGAGGAAGAAAAGGUUAAUUUAAUUUUUGUUUUUGACUGAUGUGAGCUUACCUUUUUGAGGACAAAAAAUUUUUGAUAUCUUUUUUGAUAGAUUUCUGGGUACAAAUGGAAGAGC